AUGCAAGAUAUUCAUGAUUACUCGAUGACCGGAGGCGGCGGAGGAGGAGGAGGAGGAGGGAGGUUUUUCGGUGGAGGAAUCGGCGGCGGAGGAGGCGGAGAUCGGAGGAUGAGAGCGCAUCAGAACAAUAUCCUUAGUCAUCACCAAUCUCUCAAGUGUCCUCGUUGCAGUUCUCUUAACACAAAGUUCUGUUACUACAACAAUUACAAUCUUUCUCAGCCUCGACACUUUUGCAAGAACUGUCGUCGUUACUGGACCAAAGGCGGCGUCCUCCGUAACGUCCCGGUCGGAGGCGGCUGUCGUAAAGCCAAACGAUCGAAAUCAAAGCAGCCUCCCUCGUCGUCUCCGUCCUCCGCCGACAAACCUACGACACAAGACGUCGAGGAGAAAUCCAGCAGCAGCGAGAGCUCUUCUCUCACAGCCUCUAACUCCGCCGCUGCCACCGUCUCCGCCACCGCCGCCGUCGCAGCCGCUAAGGUUGCGUCUUCGGGUUUCAUGGGUACUGAUAUGCCUAAUCUCAAACUGUACGGGAACGGGAUCGAGUGGUCGACGUUGCUCGGACAAGGUUCAUCGGACGGUGGAGUUUUCACGGAGAUCGGUGGUUUUACCGCGGCGUCGUCAAUUGAAACGACGCCGUUUGCAUUCGGUGGUAAUUCCGUAAAUCAACAGUGUAUAGAUGAUCAACUGAAGGCGGAAGAUGGUGAUACUGUACAGCAGCAGUUUGAGGAUCGAACGGCUCAGGCCGAUCCCAACAUGGGAUUCGAACCGUUGGAUUGGGGAAGUGGCGGAGGAGAUCAAACACUAUUUGAUCUAACCAGUAACGUUGAUCAUGCAUACUGGAGUCAAAGUCAAUGGACGUCUUCUGACCAAGAUCAGAAUGGUCUCUACCUUCCUUGA
This is a messenger RNA of Microthlaspi erraticum, 897 nucleotides long. The record is from the annotation of a GenBank genome assembly. Lineage: Eukaryota; Viridiplantae; Streptophyta; Magnoliopsida; Brassicales; Brassicaceae.